CCUUGUCCUGGAUCGGGUAACAGAAAUGGAACAUGCUAUACCGAUGCUGAAUGCACCUCUAAAAAUGGAGUCGUUGCUGGAACUUGCGCCUCUGGAUAUGGAGUGUGUUGCACAUUUUCUGCGACUUGUGGACAAACUUCGAAUGAGAAUUGCACGUAUUUCGAAUCAUCAUCCAUUCCAACAGGGGCCUGUCGUCUGAACAUUUGCAAAUGCAAUGAAAAUGUUUGCCAACUCCGUCUGGAUUUUAAUAGCUUUAUUAUUGCGGGACCUUCAACUUCCCCCAUCACAGUUGCAAAAACCACUUUUGGAAUAGUCAGUGCAGGCGGAAAAGUCAAAGUGACUCAAGCUACCCAAUGCUUGGUGGAUCGAUUUUCAGUUUCAAGUCCAGGAAGUUCUGCCCCACCCACCAUUUGUGGAAUAAACACUGGCGAGCAUAUGUAUGUUGACGCCAGUGAUGAAUGCAACGAAAUCGCGUUCCAAUUGGGCUCAUCCUCCAAUGUGAAUCGUCAGUGGUCCAUCAAGAUUACUCAAUAUUCCUGCGAUUAUGACAACUUGGCUCCUUCCGGAUGCACUCAAUAUCACUUUGGUACCGGUAAUGGAAUAGUCAAAAGUUUCAACUUUGACGGAGGAGCUCAUUUGGCCAACCAAGAGCAGAAAAUUUGCGUCAGACAAGAACGUGGGAAUUGCCAAAUAUGUUACUUUCCCACAGCUGACACAGACUUCGUUGUGUCAGGGAAAACAGCAGAUGACAUGGGAUACACUGGUGUUUCGGAGUGUUGUGGAUAUGGAACAAAUGGAAAGGGAACCAAAGGUUAUGAUUGCGUGGUUAUACCUGGAGCUCAAAUGCAAACCGCUGAUGAAAAGCUAAUUCCUGGAUCUCAAAUAUGUGGGCGUAAAUUGACUUCUGCUUCGAAGGGGGCAAUGUCUAAGACUAUUUGCUCGGAACAACGGCCAUUUCGAAUUACCUUCCGUUCAGACAACUACGAAUUUGAGGACGAGUCUCUUGUUAAAGUCAACGAAGGAUUCCAAUUGGCAUUUGACCAAAAAGGUUGCUAACAAAAUAAUUCUGAUUAUGUCAAUGAAACUCAUUUUGUUGUUCUUCUAAGCAAUAAUUUAUAUAUGUUACUUUUCGUUUCCUUUGAGCAUAAAUGUUAAUGUUUUAAAAAUAAAAGCUUGUUCCACUAGGA
Messenger RNA from Tigriopus californicus, 1187 nucleotides. RefSeq lists its product as uncharacterized. The record is from RefSeq and is a predicted model, not a curated record. NCBI's taxonomy places the organism in Eukaryota, Metazoa, Arthropoda, Copepoda, Harpacticoida, Harpacticidae. The coding region runs from base 436 to 1056 and encodes 206 amino acids. The transcript is spliced from 9 exons.